CAAGAGUACGUGGCUGCUUGUGUCGCGGCGGAACAGGUACUUAAGGGACUCCGUCUUCCGGUUAGUAAAUACAGGAAUGAAGACGCUCACAAGCAAACGGUGUGAUGUGGCCGACGGAUGCGGAGUGGAAGGUGUCUUCAAAAACAUUGCGGCGAUAUGGCCCUAUACCAAGCCUGUCACCAAUGGGAAUACGGUUGAAGAAUUGCAGUCGGUCGAAACGAAACCAUCCACUUGGCCUCAGCUACUUGCUGCUGUUGUUGUGAACCUGAACAUGUUCGCCCUGGGCUCGUCCAUGGGGUGGCCGGCGAUGGCGCUGCCGCAGCUGCUGUCUGCGGAGGGCGGCCUCAGAGACCGGCCGUUGACGGUAGACGAGGCAUCCUGGCUGGCGUCGCUCAUAAUCGUGACCACGCUCGUGUUCGUCCCCGUGUUCUCGGCGGUCAGUGCACACAUCGGCCGCAAAAUGCUCGGAUAUGUUGCUAUAGCUCCGCUGUUGGCCAGCUGGAUCAUCAAGGUGUUCUCGACUUCCGUUGAAGCCCUCUAUGUAGCAAGGGCGCUGGCCGGUGUGCAGAGCGCCGGGUCGCUGAUGCUGACGACGCUGUACGUCAGCGAGACGACCAGCGACGAGGUGCGGGGCAGGUUGGGCUGCCUGCUGCCCCUGCUGUGCAACAGCGGCCUGCUGUUCGCUUACGUCAUCGGCGCCGUCCUGCCUUACUACACCGUGCUGUACGUGAACAUCGCCCCUGCAGCCAUCUUCAUCAUCUGUUUCGCCUUCAUGCCUGAGACACCGUACAGGCUGGCAACCGUUCAUCGGUAUGAGCAGGCGAGAAAGGUGCUGAGGUGGCUGCGUCGAGGGAUCUCAGAGGAACAGGUGGAGCGCGAGAUGGCACGCAUUCAGGCAUCGCUGGCCGGAGACGAAGAAGGUGGCACGGGACGCGUCACCCUCAACGAACUCUGCUGCAGGGCCUCGCUCAGGGGCUUCGCCAACGCCAUCAACCUAGGCACCAACCUGCAGCUCUGCGGUUCCUUCGCUGUGCUCAACUACGCCGUCAUCAUGUUCGAUGAGGCUGGAGGAUCCGUACCCUCCGAGGUGGCAACAAUCAUCUUAGGUGCUUUGCAGGUUGUUGGCGGUCUGGCGUCCGCUCUGGCGAUGGAUCGCCUCGGUCGACGACCCCUGCUGUUCCUCUCCAAUGCGGUAAUUGGAACUUGCGUCGCCCUCCUGGGGGUCUACAUGUACCUCAAGCAGGAGACAGACGUAGACAUAUCGUCCGUCGGAUGGUUGCCUGCCACAUGCUUGUCCAUAUACGUGCUGAUGCAUUCGUUUGGCUUGAACCCACUGCCAUAUGUGGUGCUCUCCGAGAUCGCGGCUCCGAGGAUCAGAGGUCUGGCUGCCAUUGCCAUGUACACGAUGGUCUGUGUCACUGCAACCAUCCUGACCAAACUGUACCCAACCAUGUCGGAGUCCAUGGGAGUGUACGGCACCUUCUGGUUCUUCGCCGCUGCCUGUCUGACUUGCAGCCUCGUCGGAUGGUGGCUGCUGCCGGAAACCAAGGGACGACCUUUGGAGGACAUCCUCAAGGAACUCAACGGUGGAAAGGAUGUCAUCGUUAGCAGCUCCCAAUGACGCGUUCUACUUGUGCCGAAGAUAUUUCUGACGUGUUUCGC
Molecule: messenger RNA, 1662 nt
Organism: Schistocerca serialis cubense
Lineage: Eukaryota; Metazoa; Arthropoda; Insecta; Orthoptera; Acrididae
Product: facilitated trehalose transporter Tret1-like
Exons: 6
Coding region: 77-1621 (514 amino acids)
Biological process (GO): transmembrane transport
Cellular component (GO): membrane
Molecular function (GO): transmembrane transporter activity
Source: RefSeq, a predicted model, not a curated record